This is a messenger RNA of Monascus purpureus, 1110 nucleotides long. The record is from the annotation of a GenBank genome assembly. Lineage: Eukaryota; Fungi; Ascomycota; Eurotiomycetes; Eurotiales; Aspergillaceae.
AUUCUGGCUGGGUUGCUUAGUCAUGCGCGCUUAGGAUCAGCAUAGCCGGAACUUGGCAUACACAAGUCCAAGUAGUUAGCAGUCAGCACACUGCACUGCAUAGUUAACUAAUGAAUGACAUAGCUAUUAUUCGGGGUAGAAUUUAACUCUUUUACACCCCAGAAAUCGCCGCAGCUUUUAUCUACUGUACGAGGUUUUACGCGACAAUGCCAGAAAAGAGCGCGGCUUUCAUACCCUCGCUUAUCGUGGUUGAUAUGCAAGAAGACUUCUGCCCACCAAAUGGUUCUCUUGCAGUCCAGGAUGGCCGCUCGAUAGCCCCAUUCAUCAAUUCCCUCCUAGAACUUCCCGGCUUCGCGGUGCGCGUCGCAACACAAGACUUUCACCCGCAUGACCACAUCUCCUUUGCCAGUAAUCACCCAGCGCCCAACAACCGGCCCUUUGAGUCCUUCAUCAACAUGACCAAUCCCGCACCAGGACAGAAGAUACAGAGUAAAAAGCAGCAGCUAUGGCCCGUACACUGCGUAGCAGAAACCAAAGGCGCCUCGAUCAUCCCCGAGAUUAACACGGAGAAGAUCGAUGUGUACGUCCGAAAGGGCAUGGAUCCCCGGGUCGAGAUGUACUCAGCUUUUGCAGACGCGUUUGGCAAUUUGGAUUCUAAUGUUCGAGCCAACUCCGUGGACGUUGAUAUUGCGUCAUAUCUCCAUCAGAAGGGAGUGACUGAUGUGUUUGUCGUCGGGCUCGCUGGCGAUUACUGUGUGAAGCAUACUGCCAUUGACGCUGCGAAGUCCGGGUUCAGGAGCUGGGUUAUUGAGGAUGGGACGAAGUGCGUCACGCCGGGAUCGGGAUGGGAGAAGACCAAGGAAGAAUUGAAAACGGCGGGGGUUUCUGUCAUUGGGAAGGACAGUGUAGAAUUGGCGAAGCUUAAGUCACAACCUUGACCGUGAUGAUGCGUAUACAUGGAGCCCACUGGUUUGGGACUUCCAAUUAUGAAAUGUCGAUUUAACGAAGUCAUGUCAAGGACAGAGUGCCUCGAGCCUGAGCAUUAUUAGCUUCUCUCUUUUCCUUCCUUCCCUCUUCCAAGUCAGUACAGUUGUGUUUGUACUGCACCCG